AUGAACAAGACCAAGGGAGUUUUUGAGACCCCAGAGCUUUGGACCCCAGGUCGCAUGCAGAGCACCUUCUUGACCAGUGUGGCACCACCAUUUGCAUUCAGCCAGCAGGCCACAGACAAAGCCCUGAAUGUGAUACUUAUUGUGGUCCUCUUCAUCAUCAUGGUAUCUCUGGGGUGUACGAUGGACAUAGCCAAAAUCACAACUCACCUCAGGAAACCCAAGGGUGUGUCAAUUGCUGUAGUGGCUCAGUAUGGCAUCAUGCCCUUGACAGCAUUCAUAUUGGGCAAGAUCUUCCAGCUGGGUGCUACAGAAUCCCUGGCCAUCCUCAUCUGCGGCUGCUGCCCAGGGGGAAACCUUUCCAACAUCUUUAGCCUGGCACUAAGAGGGGACAUGAACCUCAGCAUUGUAAUGACCACAUGCUCCACCAUCCUGGCAAUUGGACUAAUGCCUCUGCUUCUGUACCUUUACUCGGGAGGACUAUACGAGGGUGAUUUGGAGGGCAAGGUGCCUUACAAAGGAAUAAUCACCUCCCUGGUCCUAAUGCUAAUCCCCUGUGCCAUCGGCAUCAUCUUGAAUGAGAAGAAACCACAGUACACUGGCUUUACCAUCAAGGCAGGGAUGGUCAUGCUUCUGCUGUCAUCUGCUGCAAUAAUCGUUCUGUCCGUGGCAAAUGUGGGAAGCAGUAUAACAGUCGUCUUCUCACCAUCAAGCUUAAUGAGCGGUAUUUGUUUGAAAGUGGAUUAAAUCCAUGACCCGUUUAACACUUCCUCCUUCAGAUGCCGGCGGACAGUGUGCAUGGAGACUGGCUGCCAGAAUGUACAGCUUUGCUCAACUAUCCUCAAGGUCGUCUUUGCCCCAGAAAUCAUCGGCCCCCUGUACUUCUUCCCACUGCUUUACUUGCUGUUCCAGCUUGGAGAGGGACUUCUACUGGUCCUGGUCUUUAGGAUCCAUGACAGAAUAAAGAAAUCAAAUGGCAAGUACAGCUUUGCUCCUGUAUUUCUUAAACUUUCCAAUCCAGACCACAUACGCUUACAUACAAUUACCAAUAAAUUGCUGCUUUCUAGGGGCAGCAUCAGGUUGCCCUUUUAACUCAGUUACCAUACCCAAUGCAUUAAAUACAAAUCACAGCCAAAAGCUCAUAGGUAACUGAAAACAUUACAGAUUACGACUUCUUGUAUCAGCAGAAUGUUUCAUACAGCUAUGUACUACCUAUAUUAUCUGGGCUCAGAGGUGUUCAGGGUCCCGUGCUCAAAUUGGGGCAGGCAUCCUGCAAAAGCCAUGACUUGCACCGAGCACAUGCAAAGAACAGUUGCAUACACACCCCCUAAAACUACACAAGAACAUCAGAUGUUCUCUAAGGCAACAAAUUCCAGCCUCGCUGUAAGUUGUUGAGAUACUCACUGAAGGGUGUCGUUUCUGUCAAGUACUGCAGCUGAAGGAAGGAAACAUGGGUCUUUUGCUAGAGAACUACAUACAUUCAAGCUUGAUUAAAAUAUAUAUGGUAUUGGUAUAGAUGUGAGGUAGAUUCUUCUCCAACUUCAACAGGUCCAUACUACCGAAGUCCCGCUGGGCACCUGUGAAGAUGGCUGGAGAAUGCAGUGCUGAAUGAGAUUCUCCACCAGUCACCCCUCAGAUGCUUCCAGACCAGCUUUCUCCCAUCCCUUGGGACAAAGAAGCAGCUGCUACAGGAGCACUUUACCAUAUCCUAUAGCUAUAGCCAAAGGAUGACUGUUAAUGGGGAAAAAAACCCAAUUUGUAUCCUCAGGUGUGCCUUCAGUGCAAAGCAGUUGAUACUGGAUACAGCCAUACCGGUGCUCGCAAGACUACUGUAAGAAGGGUGGCGUUCCAGGCUCUGAUUCAUCAAUAACAAAAUGGCUUAAAUAUUUUGGCAGGACUUCCAGGUUCCUUCCUUUUGCUUUAAAUCACCCUGCAUCACCAAUUGUAGCUGUGUCACGAUCUUUCUUUCUGGGUUCAGAACUGCCAAUUCUCAAUACAUGUUUCUUUUUCUUCAGAUGCAGCAAAGAUGAUCAGUGCAGCUGUGGACGCCGUUACUGCUCAAGAAAUGAAACCGGCGUCAAGGCCCUGCGGAAACGGCGGGAAAGCAGGAAAACAACACAGCCGGGUUCUGCGCCAGCCGCUCCCGCAGCCUCCCCAAGCCCCAGCUGGCUUACAGGUCUCCAGCAGCUCCGUGUGAGGCUUUCACCUAUACGCUCAUUUGACGCCAGGCAAAGGGAUCGCCACAGAGCUAUCCGCACCAUCACUGUUCUUUCCCGGAGACCUUGUUCCACAGACUAUGCCUGCCCCUGCCUGCCCAGAAGGGACA
Egretta garzetta (little egret) is the source of this 2323-nucleotide messenger RNA. It is a transcript of the gene SLC10A1, whose product is annotated as solute carrier family 10 member 1. Lineage: Eukaryota; Metazoa; Chordata; Aves; Pelecaniformes; Ardeidae. Gene Ontology annotation, molecular function: bile acid:sodium symporter activity. The record is from RefSeq and is a predicted model, not a curated record. The transcript is spliced from 4 exons. Gene Ontology annotation, biological process: bile acid and bile salt transport. Gene Ontology annotation, cellular component: membrane.